UUUUGGGGGAAGUCAACAGAAAAACUUGGUUGAUUCAACAAUGGUUGAAAAACUAACGUGGAAAAUGUUUCAACUUUACUAAUGAAAGUAUUGUCAAACCAAGACUAUGUCAACUCCACGCCGAGGUCGGAAAAGCAUCUCUGAGAAUGUCUGGCUUCUUCAAAAUACUCUGGCCAAGAUUUUGAACGACAAUGAUCGCACGUUUUUAAUCCAUUCGCUAAAUCAAUAUCAAAAGGAUCGCGAUAUCUUAGAGCUUGUAACAUCACUAAAGAGAGUCCUUGACUCACCAAAGAAGCGUGAAGUUUACCCUCUUUUACGAGAUAUUAUUCCCUCGAAUGAUAAACGUUACUUCGAAAGAGCCUGGCAUACAAAUCAACCAAAACAUGUCACUCCGAAUGGGUCAUGGAAUAACUCCACAUCAACGAGGUCUAGAUCGCGCUCUCAAAACCGACCACAGGAACAUUUACGACGGUCUAAUUUUUAUUCAAGUCUACCUGAAAAUCUAGACAAAAGUGACUCAGGGGUAGAAUUUCCAGCAUUAAAAAAGAGCUCAAGUUCCCGUUCUUUUCAAAAGUAUCCUAUACGGCGUCUUUAUCUAAAGCGCGCUCCGGGUACUGGCUAUGGCUUUAGUAUGCGAGGGGGCUCGGAACAUGGAGUGGGGCUUUAUGUCUCGUCUUUAGACGAUAAUUCUAUCGCAGAAUACGAGGGCUUGCUACCUGGGGAUCAUAUUAUUUCCGUGAAUGACAUCCAGUUUGAUGGUUUGAGCCACGACCAAGCUGUAAAGAUAAUUAAGAAUAGUAAGAAGCUCAAUAUGGUAGUUCGAUCAGUUGGUCGAAUACCAAACACAUUUGUAGCAGAAUCGACAUAUAAAUGGAUUGAUUCUAUGGGUCAGAGAGUGUCUCCACCCCCUAACGUAGACUCCAAUGGCAGAGAGAUGUCUAUUGAUGGCAUACAUAGGAGUGAUUUACGGUUGCUAGGAGAUGAUGAUGAGAGGAAGGUGAAUGUGUUUAUUGAAGAAGGUGACAAAUUAGGCCUUAGAAUCAGAGGUGGAUCAGAAUAUGGAUUGGGUAUUUAUAUUGCUGGUGUGGACCCUAACUCUGCAGCUGAAAAAGCUGGACUUAAGUGUGGUGACCAGAUCAUGGAUGUAAAUGGGAUAAGCUUCCUAAACAUCACUCACGCAGAUGCUGUCAAAGUUCUUAAAUCAGACAAGAAUAUGAUGGUUACCAUGAAGGAUGUCGGGAGAUUGCCUUUUGCUAAGACUGUGACAGACAGGACUAGAUGGACCAAAGGAAAGUUAUCAGGAAAGCCAGUGCAAAGUGAUGCCGAUAGUGUCCUUACCACCAGUAUCCAGAUUCAUGAGCCUCCAGAUCAUAGACGCCACACAACAGCAGGAAGACCCAGACUUGUGACAGAAAGAUCAGAAAAAUCCAAGUUCAGCCAUGGAAUUGCAGGCUCUCAGCUUUUGUACAAUGGCUCUGGGCCCUCUGCAAAAAGCCUAGCAGAAGAUCAAGCAAGACUUAUAUUGAAUGAAAAUGAAUUGGGAACAAUGACCUACUAUAUGGAGGAGUAUUCUAAGGGUUUCAUUUCGGUGGACGCAUUCGUUUUGGCACUCUUCAGUCUCUUCAACACCCCAGACAAGGUUUCGUUGUUGUCUGAAGUUCGUGGGUUCAUCCACCCAAGAGAUAUCGACCGAUUUGAUGACUUGGUCCUGAAAAGAGAAAUCGAAGCCAUAAGGAAACGCAAAGUUACUUCUCCUCAACAUCGUGAAGAUGCCCACUCAAUUCGUUCAUACAGUAGCAGUGUCUCAAGCUAUUCUGAACAUGGUUCAUCAUCUAGCUGGAGCUCUGCUAAGGAGUCUCUAGAUUCUCGUCCUAUUACUCCUCCACGCGUCCCAGAAGUAUUGCCGGACAACAUGAAACUUCUCAAGCACCGUCAUGGGAAGAAAGAAAAGGAAGGAUUGCUAAGUUUUAUGUCUAAUGAUGAUACACUGAACGAUUCUAGGGAUUCAAUACCGUCCCCUCCAUCAGACUUCACUACCGUCUUUCCUCUCUCUGCUUCCUCUCCACGGAAACCAAAACACAACGCUGUGACAAAUGGUGAAAUAACCAAGAAUCUUGUCAUUGGGGAUAACGAUAGAGUAAAAUAUGCGCCACAUAAGAAACAAGACUCCAAAAAAUCUCACAAACAACAUUCAGAGAAACAAGAGAAAUCGUUUAAAGAGGGUGCUGACAAUACAGCAUCAGAAAAAGAACAUAAUCUAAAGACGAAAAACGAUUUCCAGUCUUCGUCUGAUCACUCGUUUGAAUUGAUUUCUGAGACAAAGAAGGAAAAACGAGGAUUUUUUAUUAAUUUUAACAAAGGAAGCUACUCCCCUUAUAAACAUGAUCAAUCUUUAGCUUCUAAGGAAUCGACGAAUUUAUAUCACGUGUCAGUCGUCAAGAAGAAAGACGAACAAGACGAAGCUGGAACCUCUGUAGAACGAUCGUCGGUUGGUGAGGCUGGAGAAAAGUUGGGAAAUCAUGAUUUCGAAAAGGCACACUCUAGCAUUCCAUUGGACACGACACCUACUGGUUUUGUCUCUGGUGAAAAGGUAAAACAUUCGCAUUCUGAAAAUUCUGAAGAAAAAUAUGAUGAAAGCACGUUUGUGGUUGAUGAGGAUGACUAUGCUUUGCCAUCAACACUAAUGAAUGGUUACCGCACCUCACCUAAGAAAGUAGAUGAUUCUAAGCACAGCUCAAGUGCAGUGGAAAAACAACCCUUAAAUCCAAAAGCCCCGUUCAAACCAAAACCAUACCAUGCAAAAACAGAAGAUCAAACCAAGGAAGGAAAUAAUGGCAACAUCAGUUUUGAGGGCAAACAAACACUUAAAAGUAGCUCGCAGUCACCCGCGAACUCUGCCUUCGCUCCACCAAAACCCAAGCCGUAUAUUUCUCAACCAGCAGAUCGUACAGCUAAGGAUUCUUAUGAAUAUGAUGACGACAAGCGCAAGGACACCCACGGAGAUCAUGAGAUUAAAUCCUUUGAUGCUUCUCCAGGACCCAAACACUAUGAUUCCCUGGAACUAUUUCAAGCGCCAAAGGAAAGCCGUGAUUCUGACCAGCAAGAUAGUGGUCACCAGCAAGUCGAUUAUGUUGAUAUUGAUAGCAUUAAAAGAGCUAAGCAACUUUCUCGUCAAAAUAAGAAACCUUUGGAGAAAAAUAUUAAUGGUGAUAAAAAAAGACACGAGUAUGUUGAUCCUAAAGUUAUGGAUUUUGCUGUGAAUAAUCCCCCUCCAAUACCAAAUCCAUAUUCAUCCAAAGUAGAAAAUAAUACGACAUUAAGAAAAGAUCCCGAUACACCCUACACUGGACCCCCUGACGCUAGUGAGACGAAUUUUUAUAGCGGCUCUCAUGCUACCUCUCCUGUGUCUGAUAAUCCACCAACAUCGCCAAAACCCUAUUCUCCGAAAUCAAGAAACAUUGUCUCAGAAAAGAAUGAUUUCAAUACGAAAUUCAGACGGCAUACUGAAAGUACAGAGACACGACUUGAGAGUACGCCACAUAGUUCCUCUCCAAUAAAAGCGUCUAAUGGUCCAACACCGAUAAAAAAAGUUAUGGACAAAAAUAACAAUCCUCAAGAAAGUGGUAAAUUCAGCAAUGGAAACAACGUUGGGACUGUUGUCUCAUGUAAACCUGAAGUGCACGACUUGACAAGUAAUUACCAUGACCAGGUCUAUGAUGGGAUGUAUCUUGCUAUGGAAGAGUCCGCUACAACGCGGUCGGGUCUAGAGAAAAGCACAAGCUGGGGAGAUGAAAUCAUGCCCUCGGGGUCCUUCUAUGAUACACUCUAUGAUACACAACCGUCCAUAGAAGGAGGAAGACUAGACAGUGUGAAGUCCAUACAAAAGGACAACUUAGUGAUGAAUUCAAAUCCACCAAAGAUGGAAGGCAACGCAGUUGUUUCAAAUCACGAUGAUGAAGUGAUGGUUAAAAAAGAUAUGGCCACUCUUCCGGUUGAGGGAUGCGUGACAACAGAACGUAGCAGUAGGAGUCACGCUAGUCCCAAUCUUCAAGGUAUGACGAGCCAAGGCGUAAAAGCCGCUCGUUAUAUUGGCUCAAGACAAGAAAAUGAUAAAAGAACAGAAACCGUGAAUGGAAUCCGUAUUCAAUCCAAACAGGGUACCGUGACCACGCCAGAAAGCGUGACCAAAGACUGGGACCAAACCCUUGACCAUAAAGAAACCACAAUAAAAUAUGACAUAAACCAAAAUAUUGAAGAGGCACCCAAAAACCAAUCAGUUCAAAAUAUGAUCCUGGCUUAUAACAGAAUGUCUAAUACAUCAGACGCUGGGAACAGUUUGUCGAGGAGAGGCUCGACCACGAAUAGAAAGAGUUGGGACGGGGUUGGAAAGCCUUCAGAGAAAGGACAAGACCAGAAGACGUCAAUGGUGGAAGGGAAGAAAGGUCUGAAGAGUAACAGUGACAGCAACUUAAUAAAUCUUCCCAAGGAACAACAAAAGAGCAUCCAAGUAAAGCUGCGAGCCAGUCAGGAGCUCCUCGAGCUGCGUCAACAAAGCAGGGAUUCAUCCACCAAUAACUCGCGAAGAAGCAGCGUAGACCUAACUUUAACAACCGAACCACCCUCAUUAACGGUUUCCCCGUCAGCCAAGCCCAUGCAUUCCCAGCAUGGCGAGGCUUACGAUGUGGAGAUAGCAAAGACUUCCGAGGGACUGGGGCUUACCCUUGAAGGUGGUUCUGAUACUUCGCCGAGAAACGCUCCUGUGAAGGUCAAACUGGUCAAGGAAGGACCUUACGCAGCCUACGCGUGCGGCAAACUACGACCAGGUCAGACAGUACUACAAAUCAACGAUACAUCUAUCCAAGGCAUGACCAAUGCUAUGGCUAUACUGACGUUACGUCAAGCAUACACUGAUCCUGAAACUAAGACACUAAUAUUAGUAGUAAAAGAUCCUUAAGUAAAUCUUAUUCCACAGGUAACCCAAACGAAGUAGUUUACCAGUUUUGUAUUUACUACAUAAAUAAUUUCUAAAUAGAACACCUAGGUUUUUGUGGUUCACUGCGCGUUUAAAAAACAAAUGUUAUUUCCAUAGUAUGAAUAAAUUGCUGAUCACGUGGUGUGUGAUAUAAAAUAUUAAACAGCUUACCAUAAGUGGUUUGGGUUCCCUGUGUUUUAUCAUAACCAAUGACGUGGUAAGCAUUAGGCAUUCUGGAUCUCAGUAGGCACCGACUAUUAUUUGGCGAUUAAAGCAUUUUAUACUACACUGAUAUUUUUUGAAACGUUGACCAGUGUUGUCGUCGGUUUACAAAGGUGGUCGCUUUAGAUAGGUGGUCGAUAUUAAGAGGUUUAGCAUCAGAUUAUUUUUGACAAAAUUUUAUAAAACAAGAUAUAAAAUUCAGUGAAGAUUUCGCAAAAGUGUAGAGUUAAAAAGCACUUUCCGCUAAAUUUUCCCAGGCAAAUCAAACAAUGUUUUAAUAUGAUGCAUAUCUUUUGGAAAAACAUAAUUUUUAGAAUAUUAUUUUUAGAGCACAGCUCAUUUCAGAUGUUUUUUAUUUUUUAAUUUAUUUGAUAAAAAUAGUGUGCAGUAUAUGGUAUUAAUAGUAUGUGGAUAUUCAAUGUAAAGUGAUCCACUCCCAGACUUGUAUCCAAAAUAAGAAUUUUUCAACUAUAUAUAAUUGUUCUUGACUUCGACGCUUUGAAAAUCGUUUUUCACCUCAAUCUCACCUUUUUGAAAUUGUCCUUCACUUGAUACUGAAUCUCCCAUUUCAGAUAUCACAUUUCUCGUUUCUGUAUUUUUACAAUCUAUUUAUUAAUAUAUCACGUGUCUUUUAGAAUUGACUCAUAUUUUGAGAUAUUUAUUUUCUGCGUAAGGUAGAGUGAAAGCUACUGUAUCACUGCUAACAUUGAAUGAAUAAACGCUAGUACAAUUCA
Actinia tenebrosa (Australian red waratah sea anemone) is the source of this 5928-nucleotide messenger RNA. RefSeq lists its product as uncharacterized. Gene Ontology annotation, cellular component: plasma membrane. Gene Ontology annotation, molecular function: protein binding. NCBI's taxonomy places the organism in Eukaryota, Metazoa, Cnidaria, Anthozoa, Actiniaria, Actiniidae. The record is from RefSeq and is a predicted model, not a curated record.